GUCAAAACGGCCAUCGUACGUGCCAUCCAAGCGUGCUGCAAGUCGACUUUUAUAAAGAAAAUACUGAAAAAAGGACUCUACGAUUGAUAUGUUCUUUGCCUUUUGCAAGCAAAAUAAAAAAAAAACAUAAAAGUUCAGCUUGCGAAGAAGAUUGUUGAUUUAUUAUUGCAAUUCUUGCAAAUUUAUCAUAGUUACAUGGUUUGUUGUCAUAACUCUGUUAUUUGGUGCUUCAUAUUUUGAAUUACCUACUCAUUUUAAAUAUUUAACGAAGUUGGGGUCUUGUGUAAUAUCCUGAGUGGCUAAUCUUGGUGCUCUUACUGUACCUACCUACCCGUAGUCGCAGUUGCUAAGUACCUAUCUACCUAUUUUAACAAAGAGAACUUGUAGAUGAAAAUUUUAUUGUGUGGAUAGGGGAACGUGAUCAAGGGAUAUUUUUGUAUCUCAGUUUGUGUUAAUAAGUGACAAUGCAAUCAAUGGCAUUCCAUCAUAGAUUCAAAAGAUAGUGGUGCAAAGGACAAUGUGUUGUCAUAUUGACGAAUACGCGUGUGUUUUUGUGUAGUGAAGACAUUUUCAUCGGCACGGAUUAUCUGAAAUAAAUUUAUCAUGGCUGUGAAAAAGCACGAGCUGAUGCAUGACAAUCGCAACCAGCUGGAUCUGACUGCGCUGGCGCAGUACAUACAGUUGAUGAAUGAACAACCCCAUUAUUUGCCACCACCCAGUGAGUUGGCAAAGAAUUGUCAAGAUAUAGUGAAAUGUCUUGCUCGAGCAACUGGAAAUGAGGAGCAGUUAUGGGAGUUGUUGCAACCUAUCGAAGAAUUUAUCGUUCGCAUCGUGAACACUGUACACAGCAGUGUUCGUCAUGAAAUCAUUACGGCGAUCCUCGAUAAAUUCUACUCUUUUAUUUCUGAUCCUCAAUCGGACGCGUGUCCCGCUACAUCCGUGGUGCUGAUCGUGUUAGACAACUCUGACCAAGAAGCGACCCUUGCCGCCGCUCGCUGGCUUGUGCAACAGGGGGAUAACGGGCCCGCCGGGGCUGGUCUCCGUGCCUCUUUAUCCUGCCUCUACCGCUGGAUGUAUGAAUGGAACGGCACACCGGCCCUUGGGGAAUGGGUUUUGGCAUAUAUCAAAGCACUCGAGGAAAACGAGCGUUUCGACAUUCUUAUCGAGGUGUCAGUAGACAAUUUAAGUCGUCUCUUUUCUGCUAUGGAUGACCCGAUAGCUUUACGUCAGUCAGUCGCUGAUGUGAUAUUCCAUAUACUCGCAUCGCUUCGCGAGUCUACUGAGGCCCUUGACAGAAUUGCCCCGCACGUGGGUCGUGUCCUGGUAAAUCUUGCCGCUGAGAGUGGACAGUGGAGCCGGCAGCUGCUGCAGACUGUUGUAGACAUACUGUCAGCAAUGGUCGGUCGAUUAGUAGACUUGCUUAAAGGAGAAGCGCAAGAUAUGUUUAAGGACAAAUAUGCUGACGUUAUCCUGUGCUUGGAACGUCACAUGGCGUCGCUAGAUUGCCACUAUCUCCAAUUGUCACCGUGGCGCGCGCGCAAUGUAUGUUUGACUACCGUUAACACUCACACGCCUAUGCGUAAAGUUGGUCUGUUGAAUUUGGGAAACACGUGCUACAUGAAUAGCAUCCUGCAAGUUCUGCUCGUCACGCGGCAGUUUAGCACCCACGUGAUGUUAAAGAUGAAUGCAGUACCGUAUUGGUCGAAGAUGGGCGUGAUGUUCGCGAAAAUGAUGCACUCCAUCACGUGCAAGCUGAGCCCUGAAGAGUUUUUCAACGUGUUCAAACCUCCUUUCUUCACGAGGGAUACCCAGCAUGACAGCUCCGAGUUCUUGGGGUACUUGUUCGAGUUACUGCAGUCUUAUGAACAUUGCUCGGACCGCAACUUCGACUAUUCCCGACCGGCCGUGUUGGCCGGUACCAGCCGGAUGCGACCCAUAGCCCUAGGCAAUGCGCAGACAUCGCAUUCUUCAAGUGACAGCGAGCAUGGUAGCGGAGAUGCAAGCCCCAACCGCCGCUCCGUGUCGCCGCGACCUGGCAGUAGCGCCGCUGGAUCGAGCUCAGGUGCUCAGAAGCGCCCUUCACAAGAACAAGAAGUACUCUUACCGCCGAAGAAGCGGUUGCGUAUCAACGAAUCCGCUUUCCUCCGUCGUGACUCCUUCAUAGACAGUAUGUUCGGCGGAGUACUGCUUACUCGCGUCGAAUGCACAGAGUGUCAUUCUUCAUCCCUGUCCCGUGACGUUUUCCGUGAUCUCCAACUGGCGUUCCCUGAGAAACCAGAGGGCUGGCAACACAGCGUCCAGAACCUUCUGGAAUUCUACUGCUCCAAGGAAAGCUUGACUGGCGACAACCAAUAUGAGUGCCGCGACUGUGGCGGUUUACGAGAUGCCGAGAGAAGCGUGCUGAUUGAGACCACGCCCAAGUAUCUGAUUCUCGUGCUGAAGAACUUCAAGUUUGAGCCGAAAUUGCAAGUGCAGACGAAAUUGAUGCACUCAAUGUUCCACAACCAUACGGUAACAUUGCCGACUGUACGCUCACAAGCAGAUCACGCGGCUUACUCUCUCUACGCAGCCGUCAUCCAUUCGGGGACGACACUCGAUUCCGGUCAUUACUUCACUUUGGCCAAGGAUAAAGACCAAUGGCACGUUUACAACGAUGACGCGGUAACCGCGACCGAUGAGAACCAAUUCAACGUUCUCAAUCGUUCGAGCACUCCGUACAUACUGUUCUACAGACGCACCGAUUGCGAGGAGGGCACCGCACCCUCAUUGGAGGAGCUGCCUCCCAAACUGCAAGAGUCCGUGAUGGCUCACAACAAACACUUUGUGGACUCGAUUCGCAAAAUGCGGCUCGCGCGUCCAUGACAAUUAAGGUCGGACAAAUACAUCGAUUAUGCGGUGUUGGAAUACGCAGAGUCCGAGUAGGCGACAAUUAGGCUGUUGUUUUUAAAAUGUGACACAAAUAAUCUCAUGGCGAUACAGUAAUGUUAUAAGUUUACUCCUUAUGACAAUUUUAUCUACUUGGUGUUAAUAGUUAUCAAUGAAAUGGAAUACACUCAUUUACAAUUCAAUGAAAUUAUUAUUAUCUAAUGAAUUUCUAUGGCAUGUCUGUCAUAAUCUUAUUUUUUUUAACUCUUAUUUGGUUCAUAAGCACUUUUGACAAAUCGUCUUAUAUCUUAGGAAUUAUUAAAGUUAUAGAAUAGACUAAAUUUAUUUUUCAUGAAUUCUGUUAUAUUGUUUUCUGUUAAAUGUUAUAAAUACCUAUUUUAGUUGUUGACAUUUUCUUAAUUAUAUAUUUUUUCAAAUGUAUAUUUACAUAUUUUAUUUUACUGACGCAUUGAUGAAAACUACGCCUAUAUUUAUUAGUAUAUUCAUUUUAAAUUUGAAACAAAUUUUUAUGUAUUUAUAUAGAAAAUUGAGUUUUAAUAAACUAGUGUUGUGUUGUUUUUUUUUACAAAUUUUGCAAGUUGAAUUAGCCAAAAAUAUGAAAAUUAAAUAUUUUGAUUGAUCUUCUUGUCGUCAUCGUCAAGUUGGCGCGAUUCGAAUGAAAUCACUUAUAAAUGUUUGAGGUAUUAUAAAAUGAUAUACCUUCUACAAGAGCUCAUGAAUUCCAUAAUUUUAAGGAAAUCAUCAACCAUUAUGUGUGUUUUGACUACCAAAAAGGAUGUGUUGAAGCGAGAUUGGUAGUUUGUAACUGUUUGAUUGCCUUUCAUGCAUGACAUACCCUAAUUUUAAACUUUAGGGUUUUUUUUAAUAAAUGGAUUGUUGUUCAAUACUAUUAAAUAUUUUUUACACUAGGUGGAAUAACGUCGAAAUAAAACACAUACCUACACACACAUAAAUUUAGCAGAUUUUUAGUAUUUGGUUUCCGAAAGCACCCUGUGGACAUGGAAUACUAAAAACUACCCACUCAAGAGCGCGAUUACUGCUUUCUGCCACAAUUAACAGUCUUUAGUGUUAUUAGAAGGUACAAUUAAAUGGUAUCUAUAUGGAAUUCAUAUGAAAUGUUUUUUUUCCUGCAAUAAUUUAUUUUACUAUACUAUAUUCUUUAAUAUUUUUGUUUUAUUUUUCUACAUAACCGAUUGAAACAUUAUCACAAAUAUGUACAUUUAUUCUUUAUCUUUUUAUGUUCACAAAUUCAUUUUAACAUGACAACUGCCUUUUUAAAGAAGUAUUUAUUACUUGCGGUGAUUUACGAAUGCUGCAAAUUUAGGUUACUUAAGUAUAUAUAAGAUCUUUUGCCGAUAAGCGUUUAUGAAACAAAGGGCUUUAAAUAUAUAACAACAUUAAGUAUUUCAGAACACGGGUUAAAUGUAUGUAGCGAAAGUAGUUUUGCUGUAAGACUUGAAAUUUGAUUGUACCCAUCCUAAUAGUAGUUCAUCAAUGUUGUUUGACUUGCAUAUUAUUGAUCCUCAAAAAAGGAAGAGAAUAUUUAUAAGUUAUACUACUUGUGUCACUUUUUAAAACAAUCCUGAAACUAUACUUGAAAUUGUUUCAUUUUCGAAACUUUUAUAAAACUUUACUACUACCCAAAAAACUUACAAAAUUUUUCGACUUAUAUGUUUUUACACAAAUUGUUUGAGUUUCAUUUGAAACUUUUAUUAAACAUUGAUAUAUAUAUAUAUAUAUAUACAUACUUAAUAUGUAAUGGGGCUCGUUGGAGACGCACAAAGAAUAGCUCUUGCAAUGUGUGUCUCUUCGUGACGGAAUUAUUAUUAACAUUUUAGGAAUAGAUUGUAAGAAUUUAUUCUUAACUUCGUAUUAAUGUAUUAUAGUUUCUAUUAGCAUUUAAACUGUCCGAUGUAACCAAACCUUUUUGAGAAUUGAGACUUUGACUCGGUGCCUCAUCCGCAAGCGCAUGUAAUCCGUACCAGUGUUAAUUGAAUAGAAUUCAUGUUUCUUGCGCUUGUUAAAAAAAGAAAUAUUGCACAAAAUUAUUUUUAAUAGUAGGUAAGCAAUGAAAAGGAAAAAAUAAAUGCAGAUAUCGCCAUAAACUGAUAUUUUUGUACAAGACGUGGGAUCGGGCUUACUUAACUAUGGGAAGGGAACUUAUAAGGCGAUGCUGGGUAAUGCUAAAGAAUAUUGCAAGCGAUGAUGACCUCUAAGCUUGUAAGUCCAUUUAGAUAUAAAACUAAAUGAACGAAACAGCAAAUUUAUCUUUACUCGGAGUAAAAUUUAUUGGUACCGUAAGAGGGGGGGAGGUGGGCAAUGUUUUUUUGCAUACAGACGUUCUUGACUAAUUCCUCCUUGAUUUUUAUCAGUAAAGAAUUGACUUUCAUACAUAAAAUAUAAUUUAACUCAAUCUAUGUUGCUAUGUCUACCUUGUUUCGGUAACUUGUGUUUCAAAGAAACUAGAAGCCCUCGAAAAGCCCAAAACUUAUUUUUUUUUAUCACCACUAAAGACGUCUGGUGUGGAUAUUUAAUAAACAUUUACAAAAUCUAAACAUAGAGGCAUAUUAAAACUACUUAUUAUACUUUAUGUUAAAUUUAUUUUACGUAUAUCUAAUUUCGAGUAGGAAAUUGUCGAGAGCCAUACCUCAAAUGUUUACAAUUUUAGUACGAAAUUUUCAGCGUUAACACCUGUUUUUCCUAUCGCACGGUAUUUGCCAAAGCGUGACAGUUUUUAAUACCUAUUUCUCCAAUUUCUCUCAGCUCGCAUCCGCUCUUAACUCGGAAGAAGACUAUGUACACUUGUACAGCUCCAUUCUACAAGCAAUUGUAUUUUCACAUAAAGGAUAGCGCAUAUUAUGCCGGGCCACAGCGGGGCGGAGCGGGCAGCAGCACAUCGCAAAAUACUUACUUAGCACAUUAGUGACGGGCCGGGUCGUAGCGCAUUGACAGAUUUUGGGUACAGUGUACCGAGCUACAUUCAAAACCUACGCUCUCAGUGCAACUUUUAAUCCUGACGUAUAAAUUUUGACAUAAAAUGUAUGAGACUUUUCAAAUUGAGAUUGGUCGCUUGCUAUGUCGGAGCGUAGCGGAGCGGGGCGCAUCGCAUCACACGCAAAUAAAGUCCGCGUCGGAUUAUGCUGCCCGCAUCUCCCCGGCAGCGUGCGAUAGUUUAAAUAUACAUAUAAUAAAAUUUUAGGAAAAUCAAAACUGUACAUUGAUAUUUUUUUAAAAGAAUACUUGGGGCGUGAUCUACAAUCGAUACCGAAGCCAAAAAUAUAGUUUUUAGAAUUUUUGUCUGUUUGUCUGUAUGUAUGUCCGGGAUAAACUCAAAAUUUACUGCAUGGAUUUACUUCAAAUUUCGCACGAAUAUUAUUAAAAAGUCGGGUCAACAUAUAGGCUACAUAUUAUCACGAUAUCACCUACGGGGAACGAGCAGUGAACCUUUAUUUCUAACUAACUCCACGCGUACGAAGUCGCGGGCGGCCGCUAGUACAAAAUACAUACGAGCUAUUUGAGCGGAUGUUUGUGCUGCGACCUGACCCGCUGCGGCCCGGCAUAAUGUGUGCUAUCCAUAAGGUGGCACUUUUAUUAAUAGCAAUGGUUAUCAAGGUGGGAGUACUUUUGAUUAGGUUAGUUUUAAAAACAUUGCGGACGAGGCUGGAUUGUACAGACGGCAAAGUCACAGUUUACGAAACUAUUUCUGAACUGGAAUUAUUAAAAUAAAUUCUGAUGGUAUCAAUAGAACGAGUUAAGUAUUGGGAAGUUCUUUAAGGUUCUUAAAGGUUAAUAAUAGACCAGUGAAUUACUGUUGUAAUACGUGUCAAAUAUGGUGUUAUAAUGUAGUACUUGUGUCAAAGACGUGAGUCGACAACAACGACACCGGCUCGUAAAUUAAUUUAGUUUGAUUAGUACAGUAUAUAAUUAUAAUAAUGCAAAAUAUUAUUUGUAUGAUUUAUUUUUGUUUCGUGUAAAUAUGAAGAUCUCUUAGAGAUUUAAAUUUAUGCGAGCACUUUUAUUGAUGCCACUCUUCAUUGAUAAUAAUGAUGUGAGGUUGUGUUCAUACCAGGUUGUAAACGAUACCAAUUUGGUAUUUCGGUGUUCCUUGAUUCUUUAUUGUCGUUUUAGAUAUUUCGAUGAGAGUGCUCUGCAUAUGUAAUAGUUUUAAUAUGUACAUUUUAUUUAUGACAUUAUUUAGUGAUAAGAAUGCUACAAUCAUUCACGGGUGGUUUAAAACUAUCUUGGAUUGAUUAAGUUAUAUAUUAUUAUAAUUUAUUGAUAUAUUCUCUCGAUAGUGAUUUUAGGGCAACGUCUCUAUAUUGUUAUCCAUCGAAAAAUCUGUCAUUCACAAUAAAUGAAGUGCGAGUUGAUUUCAUUGCAAUCGAGAAUUUUAAAAGGAAACACACGUUUAAAAAGUUUAAUAUUUUUUUAGGACGGAUUUUCAAUGCCUAUAUUAUUUUCAGUGUAAUCUGAACUGAGAAGCAUUUUGCGAAACUUUUUGUAGUCGUUUUCAGCGUUAAAAUUAUCUCUAUACAUAUCUCAGUAAACAGUUUUUAUUGCCAUUAGUAGAACUUAGAGCACCCACAGUAGCAUCUUUCUCGCGUUAUCGUCGUGCCAGCAUCCGCGCACCGUUGACGCGACGCCAGUGCUGGUACUUGCUCGCAAAAAAAAAAACUGCCGACGCGAGCCAGUGCUGCCCGGGGUUCGGCAGUAGGGAUGCCAGAUGCUGACUUAUUAAUUCCGGGAUAUUAGCCCCUUGAAAAAAUAAAGCAUUAAAUCAACCCCCCCCCCCAUCACCCCCCAGAAUUAAAACAUCAAGCAGGCCAGCGGGUCAUUCGUUAUUAGUUUAUUUUGUUACGAAACUAGCAAAUUAUCGGAAUCCGGGACAAUAAGGUCUAAUUAAUGGACACUGAACAAGACGCAAAAUUCCUGAACAAUCCCGGAUUUCCCGGCCAUCUGGCAAGCCUAUUCAGCAGCCGGUUAGCGAUAGCGUCGCUUCGACGUUGAGCGGACACUGGUACGACGCUUGAAAGACGCUUGUGUGUGGGGUGUUAGUUUUAUUUUCUUUGUGUCCACGGUAUUCCCCGUCAAAAUGUUUUUUUUUUCAGAAAAAGAAAAUAGUUGAAUAUCUUUUGUGGUACUUGUUACUGUCGACGAUACAACCAAGGACUCGGACGUAGUCCAUGUCUAUAUUUAUGUACCCAAUUAUAUAUUUGUUCUCAUCUGUUACCGUUUUUGUAAAUAUUUCGAAGCAAUUAAAUAAUAAGGUACUAGAUAUUCAGUCAUUAAACUCAUGAAUAACAAUAAUGUAAGUAGGUAUCAGUCAAAGUUCUGGGGCCUAAAUAUUGCCCCGUUUAUAUAAUUAUGUAACACUUUGAUUUAUAAUAUUUAGAUGAAACAAAAUAUGUAAAAUCGGUUUUGUUUGAAAAGAAAUAAAUAAAUCUCAAAUCUUA
Messenger RNA from Chilo suppressalis (striped riceborer), 8339 nucleotides. The record is from the annotation of a GenBank genome assembly. Lineage: Eukaryota; Metazoa; Arthropoda; Insecta; Lepidoptera; Crambidae.